UUGACCAUGUCCUUGUCCAUGGGAUGACUAUGAGGGAGGCUGGGCAACGAGUACAACCAAAUUUGAGUCGCUUCACUGUUGCCUCCAUCAUCAGAACCUUCAGGGAGGAAAACAGGACACAGAGACGACCACCUGGUGGAGGCAGGUUAAGGCUUUUGUCGGAGGAGCAAGAGAGGGAACUUGUAAACAUGGUAAUUGCAAAUAAUGUAAUCCGCCUGCAAGAGAUUCAAAGGAGAGUGAUUGAGGAUGAUCAUCUUUUUCGAGGCAUAAAUGCCAUCAGCCUCUCCACAAUUGACCGCAUCCUCCGAAAGAAUCAAUUCCGGAUGAAACAGGCAUACCGAGUCCCUUUCGAACGAAACUCUGACAGAGUGAAAAACCAACGUGUGGAAUAUGUUCAGAGAAUCUUUGAGAUUGAAGGACGGCCUGUUCCCCAUGAAAUGAUCUUUGUGGAUGAGGCAGGUUUUAACCUGACCAAAAGAAGGAAAAGGGGGAGGAACAUAAUUGGCCAUCGGGCUAUUGUAAAUGUCCCUGGUCAGCGUGGGGGGAAUGUCACUAUGUGCGCAGCCAUCAGCCAACGAGGGGUACUCCACCGCCAUGCCGUACUAGGACCCUAUAACACUAUGCUUCUCCUUGCUUUUCUUGAUGGUUUAAGACAACAUAUGUUCCAGCUGGACUACAGGGAACCAGCACAGCCAGAGCAGCCUCACUACGUUGUUGUGUGGGAUAACGUCAGCUUCCAUCGCGCUGCUCUGGUUUGUGACUGGUUUACCAAUAACCCAAGGUUUUUUAAUAUCUUUCUGCCUGCAUACUCCCCCUUUCUAAACCCGAUAGAGGAGUUAUUUUCGGCAUGGCGGUGGAAAGUGUAUGACCGAGAACCUUAUGUCCGUGUUCACCUCCUUCAGGCCAUGGAAGAGGCCUGCCUAGACAUAUCAGUAGAUGCAUGCCAGGGGUGGAUCAGGCAUGCAAGAGGAUUUUACCCCCGCUGCCUGGCUGGGGCCAAUAUAGCCUGUGAUGUGGAUGAGAUUCUCUGGCCUGACCCAGACCAAAGACAAGAUGCUGUGGUGGGAUAAUGUUUCUGGUGUGUGUUGUACUGUAUAGUACAUGAAUGACAAUGUGCCACUGUACAUACAUUGGUUGCGUCUUUUGUGUUUAUCAUGUGACAAGGGUUUUGAAGGGGAGAACCAUAAGUAACCUAAUUGUUUUGGAACUAUUGUUUUGAAUUAAUUGUACCAGUGUGCAAAACUCUGUUGUAGUGUGUGUGUUUUUGAGGGCUUGUGUUUGAUGUCUGAGGGCAAAGUUCGGUUUUUCAGCAGGAGUGAAUAGUUUUGGGUGUAGAGCUUCAUUUUGACCUGGAAAUAGGAUGUUUGGGGAAUUGAGUGAGAUGUUAUGGAUUUGUGUUUACUGUUGUGCGGAUAUGAGGCGUAGUUUCAAGAAAUGUGUUUUAGCAAUCGAGAAAAACUGUAAUGCAGCAUAGUGUGCAUAUGUGUUACAGUUGUCAUAAUUAUAAAGAUCAGUGGUACAUGCAAAAAA
Pelmatolapia mariae (spotted tilapia) is the source of this 1530-nucleotide messenger RNA. Its product is annotated as troponin T, skeletal muscle-like. NCBI's taxonomy places the organism in Eukaryota, Metazoa, Chordata, Actinopteri, Cichliformes, Cichlidae. The transcript is spliced from 3 exons. Gene Ontology annotation, molecular function: nucleic acid binding. Bases 24 to 1070 code for a protein of 348 amino acids. The record is from RefSeq and is a predicted model, not a curated record.